Molecule: messenger RNA, 1674 nt
Organism: Danio rerio (zebrafish)
Lineage: Eukaryota; Metazoa; Chordata; Actinopteri; Cypriniformes; Danionidae
Source: RefSeq, a predicted model, not a curated record
CUCUUUAAUGCUUGCGAUUAGAGGCUAUCAAGUGCUUAAACGCAGCAAUUGAUAUUUACACAGACAUGGGAAGAUUCACCAUCGCAGCAAAGCAUCACAUCACAAUCGCUGAGGUUUAUGAGUCGGAGCUGGUGGACAUCGAGAAGGCGAUUGCACAUUAUGAACAAGCCGCUGACUAUUAUAAAGGAGAGGAAUCAAACAGCUCUGCAAACAAGUGUCUGCUAAAGGUGGCUUCAUACAGCGCUCAGUUAGAGCAGUACCAGAAAGCAAUAGAGAUUUAUGAGCAGGUUGGAAGCAACACCAUGGACAAUCCCCUUCUGAAAUACAGCGCCAAAGAGUAUUUCUUCAAAGCUUCCUUGUGUCACUUCAUUGUAGACGAGUUGAACGCUAAGCUCGCCAUUGGAAAGUACGAGGAGAUGUUUCCAGCCUUCUCAGACUCAAGAGAAUGCAAACUGCUGAAGAAACUUCUAGAGGCUCACGAGGAGCAAAAUGCAGAGGCUUUCACAGAAGCGGUGAAGGAGUUUGACUCUAUCUCCCGCUUGGACCAGUGGCUCACCACCAUGCUUCUCCGGAUCAAGAAGACCAUUCAGGGCGACGAGGGUGACCUAAAAUGAUCUGGACGGUGGGGAAACCCACUGCAUGGUGCCCUCCUUCCCCACUUCCAUUUCACAUCUCUUCUGUGCAAUGGCCAAGUCCAGGUUUCCCAAAAACAGUAUGUCAAAAAGCAUUGCUGCAACAUUUCUAGAGAAUAUACUUCUAAGCCUGUACUGUUACAUUGAUAUCCAGUUAUAUAAUAUAGCACAUAUCAAACAUUUAGCACUCCAGUUCGAAAAGAUCUGCUCCGGUUUCCCUGGGUAUUUCUGGAAACGCGGCUUCAAGGGAAACUCAAUGGGGAUUUGAGAUGUUCCUCGUGUUUCUUUUGCAACAGCCGCUGAAUUGCGAUGUGCUAGAGCUGCAUGAAUUGUACAGAUGUCAUUAAAAGUCUGUGCAGCAGGAAUUUCUUUUUGUGUUACUAAUAAUAUUAUUAUUAUUAAUAUUUAGACUUCGUUAAUUUUAUUUGAACAGUUUUUUCGUAGUCUGCUUUGUCUGUACGGCAUGCAGGUCUCAAAAUGCAGAUGUCAUCCAUGUUUAAUUUAAUCAGUGUAGAUGUUAUUAUUUAAGCUUUCCACUGUUAGUUUUGAAAGUAGGAUUUAAACCUAUGGAAACAUGUCCUAAUUGUGUCAAACACCAUGGAAAUAUGCAGUUUUCUUUAAUGACAUUUUAAUUUUGGGCUGUUUUCUUAAACGCAUAUUUAUUUCAUUUAUUAAUAUAUCAUUAUAUUGUGAAUUAUUAUUUUUAUGAUUUGUCAAGAAAAUAUUAUUAGUCUAAUAAUAGUAUCAUUUAAAAUUAUUAGCCUACUAAUAUUAUAUUAGUCAGAAAAUGUAGUGAUAUAUAUUUUAAAAUUGUCUUAAAGGGACAGGUAACCCCAACUUUGAAGAAAGUUGUGCAUUUGCCCUCAGGUCACAGAUGUUAGUGACUUUUUUCUUUUUCAGUAGAACAACAACAGAGGGAUUUUCUGAAACUGGUCCUUGGUGAUUCAUAAAAACUAUUCAGCUGCUAUUGGCACCUUAAUGCGGUGUUCACACCAGAUGAUAGGCGAAUAAAUUACGCUACAUUUUGAGUUUGCUCGCUUCA